GUCAUUUCAUCAGCUUCGUCUGUCACAUAAUCACUUCACACACAUUUGGACUGCAACUUGUUUUUUUUUUAUACCAUUUCUAAAUAAUUUCUAAUAAAUUGCGAGUUGGAAUCCCUUCAACAUGUUGACUCGCGCCAUCCGAGUGCGUCCCGUUAUCCGGGGCAUCGCGUCGACGGCUGUUUGGACCCGCAAUCAUCCGGCCCAGAGUUCUCUGAUGCACUACUACCGGGAUCGUGCCACCCGCCUCCAUCAGUUUUAUGGCGCUAACAUGAUGGUGCAGCGCUUCUACAGUCGCAAGCGCGACGACUCUGACCCAGAUCUAGUCUCUGACCAUGGUCCCGAACUGAUCACAGAGCGAGAUCCCCAACUGCCGGCUACUGUGGCUGUUCCCGAUGUCUGGCCACAUGUUCCUCUGCUGGCCAUGCGCAAGAAUCCUCUCUUUCCGCGUUUCAUGAAGAUCGUUGAGGUCUCGAAUCCCAUCAUCAUGGACCUGUUACGGCGCAAAGUGAAGCUGAACCAACCGUACGUAGGCGUGUUUCUCAAGAAGUCUGAUGGCGAGGAGGAGCUCAUCCACAAUCUGGACGACGUCUAUAACCUCGGCACCUUCGCACAAAUUCAGGAGCUGCAGGAUCUCGGCGACAAGCUGCGCAUGGUGGUUGUGGCCCACAGGCGUAUUCGCAUAACCGGCCAGGUGGUCGAGGAUGUGACACCUCCGAAGCCGGUGAAAAUGACAACUUUGCAUUAUCCACUAUUUAAUAUAAAAUUACACAUCCCAGCUGAAGAUCAGACAACUGAGCAAGAGGAUACUCAUGCAAGGACACGGCCCGAGGCGGGACGAAAGCCGCGCGGUCGAGCUCCAAGGCGACCACCGCAAAAGCCACGCGAUCAGGCUAAUAUGGAGGAGAUAGCCCAGAAGCAGACCCUGGAACCGCCAUUAAAAUCUGGCAAAAUUGAUCCAACCUCUGUACUCAAACCUCCGCCCACCCAGGCUAAGAAGGCAGAAACUACCGCAGAGGCGGGAGCCGAGGGAGAUGAUAAGGCGGCUUCCGGCCCACAACCUAUUCUCGUCGUGGAAGUGGAGAAUGUGAAGCAGCCAGUUUAUAAGCAAACUGAGGAGGUCAAGGCUUUGACGCAGGAAAUCAUCAAAACUCUUCGCGACAUCAUCACCAUGAAUCCCUUGUAUAGAGAGAGCCUCCAGCAGAUGCUGCACCAGAACCAACGGGUUGUCGACAAUCCCAUCUACCUGUGCGACUUGGGUGCUUCCCUGUCCGCUGGUGAGCCGGCGGAACUGCAGCGGAUUUUGGAAGAGACGGAUAUCCCAGAGCGACUCCAGCUAGCCCUGACCCUGCUUAAAAAGGAGCUUGAACUUUCGAGACUGCAACAGAAGAUCGGCCGCGAAGUGGAGGAGAAGGUGAAGCAGCAGCAUCGCAAAUACAUACUUCAGGAACAGCUAAAGGUUAUCAAGAAGGAACUGGGCAUCGAGAAAGACGACAAGGACGCCAUUGGCGAGAAAUAUCGCGAAAAACUCAAAGACAAAACUGUACCCGAAAGUAUAAUGACGGUCAUAGAUGAAGAGCUGACCAAGCUGAACUUCCUGGAGAGCCAUAGUUCGGAGUUUAAUGUCACCCGCAACUACCUCGACUGGCUGACCUCGCUGCCAUGGGGCGUCAUUAGUACAGAGAACCUGUGCCUGGAAAAAGCCACCGAAAUCCUGAACAACGAUCAUUACGGCAUGGAGGACAUUAAGAAACGUAUCUUGGAGUUCAUAGCUGUCAGCUCCCUUAAGGGCACUACGCAAGGAAAGAUCCUUUGCUUCCACGGACCUCCUGGUGUGGGCAAAACCAGCAUAGCCAAGUCCAUUGCAAGAGCCUUGAAUCGCGAAUACUUCCGCUUUAGUGUGGGCGGAAUGACGGACGUGGCAGAGAUCAAGGGACACCGACGCACCUAUGUGGGUGCCAUGCCAGGCAAGCUAAUCCAAUGCCUGAAAAAGACCAAGAUCGAAAACCCGCUGGUUCUGAUCGAUGAGGUGGACAAAAUUGGAAAGGGCUACCAAGGAGACCCUAGCUCCGCCCUGUUGGAACUGCUCGAUCCUGAGCAGAACGCCAACUUCCUGGACCACUAUCUGGACGUCCCCGUAGACCUUUCGCGAGUGCUCUUCAUCUGCACAGCCAAUGUGAUCGACACAAUUCCCGAACCCCUCAGGGAUCGCAUGGAGCUGAUCGAAAUGUCGGGGUAUGUGGCCGAGGAGAAGAUCGCCAUUGCACGCCAGUAUCUGAUACCGCAAGCCAUGAACGACUGCGGACUGACGGAUGAGCAAAUCAAAAUCACCGAAGAUGCCCUCAACAUGCUGAUCCGUAGCUAUUGCCGUGAAUCCGGCGUCCGGAACCUGCAGAAACACAUCGAGAAGGUCAUUCGCAAGGUGGCCUUCCGCUUGGUUAAGAAGGAGGGCGAACACUUCCCGGUGAACUCUGAAAAUCUCACCACAUUCCUUGGCAAACAGAUCUUUAGCUCGGAUCGGAUGUAUGACACUACCCCGGUUGGUGUGGUCAUGGGUCUGGCCUGGACGGCCAUGGGCGGCUCAUCGCUGUACAUCGAGACCUCUAGGCGCCAUAUCCGCCACUUGGACAAGCCGGACGCUCCUAUUACCGGUGGAACUCUUCAUAUUACCGGAAAUCUAGGAGAUGUCAUGAAGGAGUCGGCACAAAUAGCUAUUACGGUGGCACGCAACUUUCUGCACUCACAUGAUCCUAAUAAUCUCUUCCUCGAGCAAGAGCACAUUCAUCUGCACGUACCUGAAGGAGCCACGCCCAAAGAUGGCCCCAGUGCGGGAAUUACUAUCAUCACUGCGCUGGUCUCCUUGGCGACAGGCAAGCCUGUCCGACAAGACGUGGCCAUGACAGGGGAGGUGUCCCUCAAGGGAAAAGUUCUGACCGUUGGUGGUAUUAAGGAGAAGACUAUAGCAGCCCGUCGCAGUGGAGUCAAUUGCCUCAUCCUGCCUGUGGAUAACAAAAAGGACUUCGAAGAGCUGCCCACGUACAUAACAGAGGGUCUGGAAGUGCACUUCGCAGCCAGCUACGAGGAUGUCUAUAAGAUAGCCUUUUCCGACACCAGUGACACGACUAGCAAGACAGAUGCUGUAGAACAGGAGCCGCUCCGGAAAAUUUCCAGUGCAGCAGCGGCCAAGUCGACAUAGCUUUAGUUCCAGCCUGGGGGCUGUUCCGGGGUUCGGGUUUGUUCAUCGAUUUUAUUGACAUCGAUCGUUAUCAGGUUAAUUAGUAUACUUAGACCAUAGCAUUUGUUAAAGCUAAUGCCAAGUAAAUUGAAUGUACUGACGAACUGUAAA
Drosophila ananassae is the source of this 3343-nucleotide messenger RNA. RefSeq names its product lon protease homolog, mitochondrial (gene Lon). Lineage: Eukaryota; Metazoa; Arthropoda; Insecta; Diptera; Drosophilidae. The record is from RefSeq and is a predicted model, not a curated record. Gene Ontology annotation, cellular component: mitochondrial matrix. The transcript has 9 exons. Gene Ontology annotation, molecular function: serine-type endopeptidase activity; ATP-dependent peptidase activity; single-stranded DNA binding. Gene Ontology annotation, biological process: protein quality control for misfolded or incompletely synthesized proteins; chaperone-mediated protein complex assembly; mitochondrion organization. The coding region runs from base 122 to 3193 and encodes 1023 amino acids.